AUGCAUCUCGGUCUCCUUGCACUGGCAUCAACAGGCGCCGCUUCCUCGUACUUCCCAGUAACCGAAGACUUCAGGCCGUUCGGUCCAGGUUACAACCAUGGCGCCUACCCGCAAGACUUCGGAAUUGUUGGACCACCGAACCUCCAGGCUGUGCAUGAUAGUCAGAACCCACCGACUGGACUGGCGGUAGACUCGGAGCAUAACGUCUACCUCACGUACCCUAGGAAUAUGGGCCAAACACCCGUCAACGUCGUAAGAUGCACCUCCUUUAACGACGAGCAGCCGUGGCCCAACGCUGCCAUCCAGAACUGCACAGACGGCCAGGACCCAUCGACCUGCUUCGUGAAUGUCCAGAAUGUGGUUCUCGAUUCGAUCGGCCAGCUGUGGGUCGUCGACAGCGGCUUUCCAGCUGAUGCGGAGGACGGCGCGAACGCGUUGUAUGGCGGGUCGAAGAUCAUGUCGUUCAAUGAGUCUUCCGGCGAGCAUAUCCGGACAUAUGCGAUACCAAAGGAGUAUCUCCAGCACCAGAUGAAUGCGAAUGAUGUUCGGAUUAACAACACUCUAGGUGGUGGGAACGGGUACGCUUUCAUCACGGACGAGAGCACCAACAGCUCUCUCCUCUCGGUGAAUUUAGAUGAUGGCAGCGUCAUUCGCCGGCUGUUGAAUACAUCCGUGGUUCGAGCGGACGAGAAGUACGUCGGGUCGUACGACGGCAACCUGAUCUAUUGCUGGAAUAAGACCGAGAUCGGCUAUUGUACCACUGGUGCGGACGGCAUUGCGCUGGCCUCCGGCAACGUGUACUGGGGAGUCUUGGCCUCGAGGCGCUACUACUUUAUCUCGCAGGAGGCGAUGACAGACUCAAGUCUGUCCGACGACGACGUACUAGCAGCGGUCCAAGAUCCAGGACAGUGCGCCACCGAGCAAGCCGGCUUCACUGCAGACAAACAUGGGAGAGUGUACAUCCUUGCCAGCGAGCAGAAUGCCAUCUACUACGUCGACACGCAGCAGUCGGAAGUUGAUAUGACUGUCAACGGCGUGCAACCAGGUGGCGAGGGUCGCGUGCCUGCAGACCGAUAUGUGGUGAAGACGUUGGUGCGGAAUGGGAUGAUCCAGCAUGCCGACAGCGCUGCAAUAUUGGAUGGUUGGCUGUACUUCAACACCAAUCAGCUGCAGCUUUCGCCGGAUCGACAAUAUAACAACACCGACAACCGAAAAGGCCCAUUCCGAUCGUUCAGAGUAUGGAUUGGUCGAGGUCCAGCAGUGUAG
Molecule: messenger RNA, 1266 nt
Organism: Saxophila tyrrhenica
Lineage: Eukaryota; Fungi; Ascomycota; Dothideomycetes; Mycosphaerellales; Extremaceae
Exons: 7
Coding region: 1-1266 (421 amino acids)
Source: RefSeq, a predicted model, not a curated record